AUGUCGCGCAAGCGCAAGGCCUCUUCUACGAUAUAUACAAGCCACGGAAGCCACAAACGAAAGAAACGGUGGAGAUAUCAGCACGUCGUUCAUUCAAGCGACACCGAGACAGACAACGAUAGUGAAGCUCUAGGUGCAGACGAGUGGCUUAUCAACUGUAUACUUGACGAGUCCGAAUCGCAGUACCUGAUUGACUGGGAAGGACCGUGGACGCCUACUUGGGAACCGAAGGAAAACGCCAACGACGUUGCCGUGCAAGUUUGGGAGGACAAGAAGCGAAGAGAUCAGGUCCAAGAGGAAUUUGUUCGAUGUAACACUCCACUACCAUUACCACCAACACCGCCACCCGGCUCCAGUGUUCAAGAACGCUGUAGAGACUCUUUGGGUCCCAAUUUCAGUCAGCCCCAGACAGAAGCCCCGACUGACGAACCCCCGCCUAGACAGUCCCCAACCUCCCCUCCCUUUGUUCUACCCAGCACUGAACCAGAACCUAGUCUGUGUCUGGAUGACGACGCCCGCGGAAUUCUGAGGAGUUCCAGUGUUAAUACAGAAGUGCCCAGUCACCCGCCGCAGUCGGAUAUUGACAACCUACUUAACCCGGAAGUGCUUCCGACUGCCCGUGCCACUGAGGUCCCUGCUAUCUUCUCGACUCCUCGCGAACCCAGAGUAUCGGACGAAGUCGAAGAGACGCCGACCACGCCUUGCCGUGCUGGAAACACAGGCACACCGAACGUCGCUGAAGGGAUCCCUGAAACUCCGCAUAACGAAUCUUCCGCUGCGCCGGCGAACAUACCCGAGUUAUUGCCCGCCAACCCGGCCGAAGGAGCUGAUGAAAUACCCGAAACUCCGCCUGGCCUAGUUGAUGAACCCCAGCUAUUCAGACGUGCGAGUACAGUACCCGAGUCAAUUGCUGUAAACAGUACGCACACUCCAGCAGCUCGUAUUUCCCCGGCGCCAAGUUUUCGUUCAUUAGUCGACCAAUUAAUAAGCUCAAUAUCGAGACCCAGCAUGGAUACUCAAGAGAAGGAAGGACCGUCGCUGUCCGAGACCAUGGAGAAAUACAGCCAAUUCGAAGGGUCCACACCGAGGGAAAAGCUCAGGAAUGCAUAUGCACAAUUGCGCGCAAAAGCGAACCCUGGCCCGGAGUCAAGUGCGACGCCAUCCUCUGCUGGAGACAUAGAGCCUUCGGCUCCUGUUUCUAUACCUGAGACCACAGCUCCUCUCAGUGUUCGGGUCGAUAAGGAACCGACACAUCCUAAAGAUAAUGAAGCGAACCAGGAUACUACAAUACCCCCUGUCGAGCCUGAGGAGAUAGGACCUCCUCAGACGAUUCAGCCGAGCGCAUUGUCAAUGCACUUCGCGGAAGAGCCAACACCUGGUUCGGUCCAUCUUGGGCCGUCGGAGUUUGCUGUGCCUCUUCCAAUGGACUCCAGAGUCAAAGAUGACUAUGAACGGGUCCUGACCAGCGAAAGCCAGAGUAUUCGCGAUUUUCUCGGUGUAACAAGCUCCCAACCCGACACUACAGAAUAUCAGAUGCAUGAUAUACUAGAUCGUUUGAGCAACAUUUCUACACACCCAGAUUUGAACAUUGCGGAACACAUCAACUCCGAGUCGGACCUAGGGAGGGAAGCUGCUUGGGCUGAGUAUUCAAGCGCGAAAUUCUUGCUCUUAAGCUACCUCUUAGAGACAGCGAGCAUGCGCGAUAUACAUUUGGUUAUUAUGGUGCAAGGAGAGAAGACCCAGCGGGUGGUUGAACGUUAUUUGAUGGGCAAGGGCCUGUUGUAUACCCGUCCACGCCAGGAAAUGGGAUCGGGCACGAAUAUCGAGGUUUCCAUGGUAAAGGAUUCCUUGAGUUUUGGGAUUCAAACCACGCGCAAUGAUGGGGUUAUGGAGACCUAUAAGCCUCCUGCCGCUAUCAUCGCUUUAGAUAAGUCUUUCAGCAGCAAGACGCCCACAGUGGAACACAUGCGAACCACGUUUGCUCGCAACGGAAAUCUGCUUCCGGUGGUUCGUCUUCUAGUGUCAAACUCCAGCGAGCAUAUCGAGCUUUGUUUCCCCGGUCUGUCAGAGCCCGAACGUCUUAGGACAGUCUUGCAAUACUCCAUACGUCUCCGUGACGUAGUUGGUGACCUUCAAGAUGACGCUCUUGGAGUACAGGAGGAUGCAGAGGAACUUCUCUCCUGCCUUGUCUCGGAUAAUUUCAACGCUCAUUGGUCUCUACCUCACAUUGAGCCUUUGCACAUUCUGAGCCCCGAACAACUUGAGUCGUCUCAACAAGAGCUGCAAAGCCGACCUGGUGUCGACAUUCAGCUGACGAAUCCUCAAGCCCAGAAACGAGCAUUCGCAGAAGAUGAGGUCGAACAAUCAGCCAAGAGAAUGAAAACGGAAGAGCCGACGCAAGAGCCAACCCAGUCCACUGAAUCAACUGGAUUUCCUAGUCAACCAUUAAACGGUGGGCUCCAAACACUAGAAAAUCACCUUGUUCAGAUGCAGAACUCGCACGCAGCAGAGCUCGAAAAGCUCCAGAAAGCUCUCGCAGGAGCCCAAGCCCGUCUUCAGGAAAGAGAGAACGUGCUGGAAAAGCUGCAGCACCGUUACGAGACAAGAACCAAAGACUUCCACAAACUCCGACGGGAGCAUGACCGUCUCACCCAAGCUAAGACCACAUCCGACCAGCGAGUCGAAAAGCAGAAGGAAGAGCUCAUGAAAUUGAAGGACGAACGGACCCAGCUCCGACACGAACUCGAAGAGGCCCGCGCAUCCCUCAAAGCAGGCGGGGGCAGCGCAGCCGAACUCGAAUCAGCAAGGGAAGACAUUCGGCGUCUGACUAAAGACAAUGCAUCGCUAGAACGCAAAGCCGAGUACGAAGCCCGACAAGCGGAAUACACGCGCGAACAGUACCAGACCGCCUCGACAGUGGCCGCACAAUCAGGCAACGAGCUUCGCCAACUGCGCAGCGAGAACGAAACCCUGAAACGGAAGGUCGAAGGAGACGCCACCCAUCUGCGCGAACUCAACGCGAAGAACGACGAAGCCCGCCAUCUCGCGCGGGUUCUCGAACUCGAAGCAACCCUCACGUCCCGCGAAGAUCUGCUCCGCCGGAAGGAAGAAGAACUUCGGGAAAUUCGGAAAAAUCGCCCGUCCACUCGCUCAACCAGCACACAGCCGCGAAGCCCCAAAUGGACUGCAGGUAAUAGCCGGCCCACGAGUCCUGGCAUCAACAAUGGUUCAUCGCUUGCAGGUCGCGGUAGUGCGCUCAGAUUCAGCUCCGAAAUGCCUCUUUAG
Messenger RNA from Aspergillus niger, 3285 nucleotides. RefSeq lists its product as uncharacterized. Bases 1 to 3285 code for a protein of 1094 amino acids. The record is from RefSeq and is a predicted model, not a curated record. Lineage: Eukaryota; Fungi; Ascomycota; Eurotiomycetes; Eurotiales; Aspergillaceae. The transcript has 4 exons. Gene Ontology annotation, cellular component: HDA1 complex.